Sesamum indicum (sesame) is the source of this 1981-nucleotide messenger RNA. Its product is annotated as L-serine--phosphatidylethanolamine / L-serine--phosphatidylcholine phosphatidyltransferase. NCBI's taxonomy places the organism in Eukaryota, Viridiplantae, Streptophyta, Magnoliopsida, Lamiales, Pedaliaceae. Gene Ontology annotation, biological process: phosphatidylserine biosynthetic process. The record is from RefSeq and is a predicted model, not a curated record. Gene Ontology annotation, molecular function: L-serine-phosphatidylethanolamine phosphatidyltransferase activity.
UAUAACAAUAUACAUGGAGACUUCUGCGCGUGAUGUUUUUUUUUUUUUCUUUCUGUUAAUCUUUUUUGGGGUUGUGUAAUUUUUCGCAUGCAGGGGACGUAAUUUUUGCUGUGUUUUUUAGUACCGGGGCCUCGUUACUUUGAUGGAUUAAUCGAGUUUUCAAUUGAAAGAAGACUUUCAAACUCUUAAUUUGAAGUUUUAGUGGUGUUUUCAUUUGCAUGCAAUGAAUGACUUUACCAAAUUAUUUAUUGAGUAUUGUUCAAUUUAGGGGCUGAUGGUGACAUCAAUUUUACCCUUUUUUUUUGUUUUUUAUCUUGUUGGUGAAAAGUUGGUUAAUUUGAAACAGAUCGGUACUGUUUAUGAGUCUUUUGCUGUUCCCGGGUUAGAGAAGGCUAAUUAGGGUUUGCAAAGUUGCCAUUCCAUGUAAAUUAAGAGGAUGAUUUAGUAGCACAUCCGAAACAUCUCCUUUUUUGGGCCUUUCAGUAACUAGUUUGAUUGCUUGUUACUGUUUGGCUUUUCUACUUAUUUUAGUUGCAAGUGCUCAGAAUAAUUGAUUUUCUGGGCCAUGGAAGUGAAUGGUUAUCGAAGAGCUAGGCGGAAGGAUCUGGUCACUUACCAAAAUGGUGAUGUGAGCACAUCAAACACUGAAGAUGAGCUUGAUCCGUGGAUUGCCUGGGCUUACAAGCCCCGUACCAUUAGCUUAUUACUCAUUGGUGCAUGCUUUCUUGUAUGGGCAAGUGGAGCUCUUGAUCCUGAAGGCAGUUCAGAAAACAAUCUUGUCACCUCAGUAAAAAGGGGUGUAUGGGCAAUGAGUGCGGUAUUUCUUGCUUAUAGUUUGUUACAAGCUCCUUCCACAGUACUUACCCGACCGCAUCCUGCAAUUUGGCGCCUUGUUCAUGGAAUGGCAGUUAUUUAUCUCGUUGCAUUAACAUUCUUACUCUUCCAGAAGCGUGAUGAUGCUCGGCAAUUUAUGAAAUUCCUGCAUCCUGAUCUUGGUGUUGAACUUCCGGAGAGAUCCUAUGGUGCUGAUUGCCGGAUUUACGUGCCUGAAAAUCCAGCAAGCAGGUUUAAGAAUGUUUAUGAGACACUUUUUGAUGAGUUUGUUCUGGCUCAUAUACUUGGAUGGUGGGGGAAAGCUAUAAUGAUCCGCAAUCAGCCUCUUUUGUGGGUACUUUCGAUUGGCUUUGAGUUAAUGGAGGUCACUUUUCGCCACAUGUUGCCAAAUUUCAAUGAGUGCUGGUGGGACAGCAUUAUUCUUGAUAUAUUAAUCUGCAACUGGUUUGGUAUUUGGGCUGGAAUGCGUACUGUUCGGUAUUUUGAUGGUAAAACUUAUGAGUGGGUUGGUAUAAGCAGACAACCAAACAUCAUGGGCAAAGUAAAAAGAACACUGGGCCAAUUCACACCUGCUAGGUGGGAUAAAGAUGAAUGGCACCCUUUUCUUGGUCCGUUCCGAUUUAUUCAAGUUCUCAGCCUUUGCAUUGUUUUCUUGACUGUGGAACUCAAUACGUUCUUUCUGAAGUUUUGCCUUUGGAUUCCUCCUCGAAACCCCCUCAUCAUAUAUAGGUUGGUUUUGUGGUGGCUUAUCGCAAUACCAACAAUUCGGGAGUACAAUUCUUACCUACAAAACAGAAAAACAGUGAAAAAGGUGGGAGCAUUUUGUUGGCUUUCUCUUGCUAUUUGCAUCGUGGAACUGCUUAUUUGUAUCAAGUUUGGACAUGGACUGUUUCCUAACGCCAUGCCCAGGUGGUUGGUUAUUUUUUGGAGUUGUGUUGGGGUCGGGCUCGUGAUAUUUUUGGGUGCAUGGUCAUGGCAAUUGCACAGAUCAAUGAGGAUAAAGAGGGAAUAGGGUUCAAUCUUUUCUAUGUGUUCCACUUUCCUUUGAGGUCUCAAGUUUUUCUUUUUCUUAGGUAAUUAACCUUAUUGUAAAUACCCGUCAUAUUUAUAGCUGUAAAUGUCUUCUCUUCUAGGUUAGAUCUCAUAA